GUGGCUCUCAACCUCCAAUCGACGUGCUUGGCGCGCUUGUGUGCUCGAGAGCUAUAUUUCACACGCCGCCCAGACGCUGGCACUGCUCCACCUGCCGUCUGUUAACUGCCUCAAGUCCUGCUCGAGUGCCGAGUGAAUGUUGAACUACGCCCGCCAAACACUGAAAAGAGUCCCUAGUUUCCAGGAAAUUCUGCAAGGCAAGAUGGGUUCCACCAAGGAGGAAAUCAACGUCGACGUGCUCGUCAUCGGUGCUGGUCCUACCGGCCUGGGAGCCGCAAAGCGCCUCCACCAGAUUGACGGUCCCUCAUGGCUGAUUGUCGACUCCAACGAGACCCCCGGAGGUCUGGCCUCUACUGACACCACGCCCGAGGGCUUCCUCUACGACGUCGGUGGCCAUGUCAUCUUCUCCCACUACAAGUACUUCGACGAUGUUAUCGACGAGGCCCUCCCCCGCGAGGACGACUGGUUCACCCACCAGCGUAUCUCCUACGUUCGCUGCAAGGAGCAGUGGGUCCCGUACCCCUUCCAGAACAACCUGUCCAUGUUGAACAAGGACGACCAGGCCAAGUGUGUCGAUGGUCUGAUUGACGCCGCCCUCGAGGCCCGCGUGGCCAUCACAAAGCCCAAGGACUUCGACGAGUGGAUUCUGCGACAGAUGGGUGUCGGCAUUGCCGACCUCUUCAUGAGGCCCUACAACUACAAGGUCUGGGCCGUGCCCACCACCAAGAUGCAGUGCCAAUGGCUCGGUGAGCGUGUGGCCGCGCCCAACGUUAAGGGUGUCAUCAACAACAUCAUCCACAACAAGACCGCAGGAAACUGGGGCCCCAACGCCACCUUCAAGUUCCCCGCCAGGGACGGAACCGGUGGCAUCUGGAUCGCCGUCGCAAACACACUCCCCAAGGAGAAGACCAGCUACGGCGAGAACAGCACAGUCACAAAGGUCGAGGCCGAUGACAAGCGCGUCACACUCAAGGAUGGCCGUGUUGUCAAGUACAACAAGCUCAUCAACACCAUGGCUGUUGACGCGCUCGUCGACACCAUGGGCGACAAGGAGCUCCAGGCUCUCAGCAAGGGCUUGUUCUACUCCAGCACCCACGUCAUUGGCGUCGGUCUUCGCGGUGAGCGACCCGAGCGCAUUGGCGACAAGUGCUGGUUGUACUUCCCCGAGGAUGACUGCCCCUUCUACCGCGCCACCAUCUUCUCUAACUACUCGCCCUACAACCAGCCUCAGAAGGACGUCAAGCUGGCUACACAGCAGCUUGCCGACGGCUCCAAGCCCAAGUCCACCGAGCCCCAGGAGGGCCCAUACUGGUCAAUCAUGUUGGAGGUUUCCGAGUCCAGCAUGAAGCCUGUUGAUCAGGAGAACAUGCUCAAGGACUGCAUCCAGGGCCUCAUCAACACUGAGAUGAUCAAGCCCGAGGACGAGAUCGUUUCCACCUACCACCGCCGCUUCGACCACGGUUACCCCACCCCGUCGCUGGAGCGUGAGGGUGUCCUGACGAAGCUGCUCCCCGCGCUUCAGGACAAGGGCAUCUACUCGCGUGGUCGCUUCGGUUCGUGGCGUUACGAGGUCGGUAACCAGGACCACUCGUUCAUGUUGGGUGUGGAGGCCGUUGACGCCAUUGUCAACGGUGCUGUUGAGCUGACACUCAACUACCCCGACUUUGUCAACGGCCGCAAGAACGAGGAGCGCCGCCUCCAGGACGGUGCCCAGAUCUUCAAGAAGGUCGGCGACAACUCUUUGAACAAGCAGGACUAGACGGCCUGCAGGCUUAGAUUUUGACGAGCGCACAUGAUUUUGGGACAUUACGGGAUACCACAUAGCAGCAUCUGGGGUUUUGGAACAGGCAGGCGUUCGCAUCGUAUGCGAGUGUCCUUGGGUAGAUAGCAAGCAUGUGCGGCAUUGAGUGUCUGCUGAGCCAUGUGCUACAGCAGGCACGCUCUCAAAGCAUCGCAAUAGACAUUGUAUCACCUCCACACCCUCACCCCAACACGCCAUCCAAGCCACGUCUUUGCACACCUGUCAUCUGGCCCUACGUCGCCGCCAACCAAC
Messenger RNA from Boeremia exigua, 2053 nucleotides. Its product is annotated as UDP-galactopyranose mutase-like protein. NCBI's taxonomy places the organism in Eukaryota, Fungi, Ascomycota, Dothideomycetes, Pleosporales, Didymellaceae. The transcript has 4 exons. The record is from RefSeq and is a predicted model, not a curated record. The coding region runs from base 137 to 1759 and encodes 540 amino acids.